UUAUAUUUCUUGGUAGUUAUUUUUCCAAGGAGGGUUUAUCUACCUCUCGUAAUUGUUGGGUGAUAUCGAGAGAGAGAGAGAGAGCCUGUGCGUCGAAGAAUGGCGAGGUACCGAAGCCGGAGCAGAAGCUACAGCCCUCGCCGCCGGAGCAGAACACCGCCGCGCGAACGCAAGCGCUACGACGACGAUCGCUACGGCGACAGCAGGUCCUACAGGGAUCGCCGCUCUCCACUCCCUUCUGGCCUUCUUGUUCGUAAUCUCCCCCUUGAUGCUAGGCCUGAAGAUCUUAGGGGUCCAUUUGAGCGCUUUGGACCUGUGAAGGAUGUUUAUCUUCCUAAGAAUUAUUACACUGGUGAGCCUCGGGGAUUUGGGUUUGUGAAGUAUCGAUAUGGUGAAGAUGCAGCUGAGGCAAAGCAACAGCUUAAUCAUACCACCAUUGGUGGGCGUGAAAUAAGAAUUGUGUUUGCCGAGGAAAACCGGAAAACCCCUCAGGAGAUGCGUGUCAUUUCUCGUGGAAGUGGUCGACAAGGAGGUAGCAGGAGGAGGAAUCGGUCAAGGUCCCCAAGACGCCGAUAUAGAUCUUAUUCUCGGUCUCCAACACCAGCUCGAGAUUAUUCAAGGAGUGGCAGGGGCAAGGGCAGGGAUAAGGAAGAUUACUAUUCUCCUGACCGAUCAAGAUCUUAUUCUAGGUCACGCUCUCCUAGUGAUGGCAAGGACUAUAGGAGGUCUCCACAUCCCAGGUCUCGUUCUCCUAGUGAUGUGAAGGACUAUCGGAGAUCUCACUCUCCUAGUGAUGGGAAGGGCUACAGGAGGUCCCCACAUCCCAGGUCUCCCUCUCCUAGAGCUGAGAAGGAUUACAGGAGGUCUCCGAGUCCCAGGGAGAAUGGUCGGAGUCCUAAUGAGAAGAGGGCUCGCACACCUAGCAGAUCAAAGAGUCCUAGUCGUAAUGGCCGCAGUCCUUCUAGAUCUGGUUCACAAUCUUACAGUCCACGCUGAUUAGCCAUCAAGAUGUGUUUUUGGAGGAGUGGGGGUUAAUUCAAUUGGGUCAUGUUUGUGGCUGCGUACUGUACCUACAUGUUGGAAUCGAUAUUGUUAAUAUUAAUCUGUAGGCGACAACACGUUUAAAUGUGAAGUAUACUUGAUGCUUAUCAUUUUGGAGUAUUAUUUCAUCUGCUGCCCUUAUAUUGUUCAUUAGCUAUUUCUGAGUUUAGCUGAAAACUUGUUACUUUACGUAUUAUCUGGCUUGUGAAAUGAGAACACUCGUAUUUUCAUUGCA
Arachis stenosperma is the source of this 1276-nucleotide messenger RNA. RefSeq names its product serine/arginine-rich SC35-like splicing factor SCL28. The coding region runs from base 100 to 996 and encodes 298 amino acids. Gene Ontology annotation, molecular function: RNA binding; DNA binding. Gene Ontology annotation, cellular component: nucleus; nucleosome. The record is from RefSeq and is a predicted model, not a curated record. NCBI's taxonomy places the organism in Eukaryota, Viridiplantae, Streptophyta, Magnoliopsida, Fabales, Fabaceae. Gene Ontology annotation, biological process: sperm DNA condensation; spermatogenesis. The transcript has 7 exons.